CACAACCAAGCAAUCAUGCGUCCUUCUAUGAUCCACCGCAUGGCGUUCCCGAAGUUCCCGGGUCUCUACCGCAGGAACAACGUGCCAGACUGGCAGAAACUCCACCAGGCUCACGAUGGUGUCAGGCAGUGGGACAAGGGCCCGCGCGCCAAGUACAUGCUCUAUCCAUACUACGCCUGCCUCAUCGCGACCACCGCCGCAACUCAAUACAUGAUGGUCCGCAUGGUGCUCGGAAAGAAGACGUGGUUUGGCGGCGCGACCGCCGCGAAGGAGUAAAGCGCAUACCCACGGCAACCAAAGCAGCGGAGGAUUGAAGGUUCCGAGGGCGUUGAAUGCGUGUACAUCAAGAAUACAACCUCGAGCAUGUCUCUUUUGUCUUUGCACUGCGUCUCGGAAUAUACCGUGAUCGCUGUACCGGAGACAUCUCAUCGACCGCGUCAUAUUGGACUGGCAACUGGAUACUAAGCGACAUGUACGAGCUGCUACUGCGAUUCGCUGGGCAUGAGCAAUGAAUUGAAUAUCGAUUUCUCUGGACU
Molecule: messenger RNA, 536 nt
Organism: Zymoseptoria tritici IPO323
Lineage: Eukaryota; Fungi; Ascomycota; Dothideomycetes; Mycosphaerellales; Mycosphaerellaceae
Exons: 4
Coding region: 16-276 (86 amino acids)
Source: RefSeq, a predicted model, not a curated record